AUGGUAAAAUUCAUAACCAUCCUGGUCCCUCACUUAACAUCCCGUCUAAUUGCUCCGUUAAAACACCCCACGUGCAAGGCACGCAGGGAAAACCCAGAAAAAUUUCAACAUUCCGAUAAGAAAACCCUAAUCGUGAUAUCUUCUCCUCUAAAACGCAAUGGUGCUGUGGCGUAUACGUGCAAAUAUGGAGGAAAUCGAUGUUGGACGUCGUUACUGUUAUACCAUGGUGGAGAGUUCACCAAAUUUCCUGGAAGAAAGUACAUCAAAGGAAAACAAACGUAUAUAGACUUACUCGACAUGGAUACUUUCUCAGUGCAUGACAUUGAUGAAAUGAUGGAACAGUUAGGUUAUGUUGAUGAAGUGAUCAGGAUGUGA
Messenger RNA from Lactuca saligna, 375 nucleotides. NCBI's taxonomy places the organism in Eukaryota, Viridiplantae, Streptophyta, Magnoliopsida, Asterales, Asteraceae. The record is from the annotation of a GenBank genome assembly.